GCUUGGCUGGUGGAAUGGAGGUCCUCUAGCACCGCUCCUGAGCUCGUGCUGUCACCCUUCUCCUCACCUCCCCCCCCCCCCGCACGGUGGAGGAGGUGGUGCGGUCCAGAGCGGAAGUGGCUCUGGGAGCGAGGUGGCUCCGGGAAGGCAGCGAUGGCUGCCGGCGUACCCUGUGCGCUUGUCACCAGCUGUUCUUCCACCUUCACCGGGGAUAGGCUGGUUCAACAUAUUCUUGGAACAGAAGAUCUUGCUGCAGAUACACCUGCCAACAAUGGUGUGAGAUUUUACCCCUGGACUAUUGAUAACAAGUACUAUUCUGCAGACAUCAAUUUGUGUGUGGUACCAAAUAGAUUUCUUGUCACAGCUGAAAUUGCAGAGGCUGUCCAGGCAUUCAUUGUUUACUUUGACAGCACACAAAAAUCUGGUCUCGAUAGUGUUUCAUCAUGGCUUCCAUUGGCAGAAGCAUGGCUACCAGAGGUUAUGAUCUUGGUUUGUGACAGAGUAUCUGAAAAUGGUGUAAACCGAACAAAAGCUCAAGAAUGGUGCAUCCAACAUGGCUUUGAGUUGGUAGAACUUAGUCCAGAGGAAUUACCUGAAGAAGAUGAUGACUUCCCAGAGUCUACUGGAGUAAAGAGAAUUAUACAAGCCUUGAAUGCCAACGUGUGGUCUAAUGUAGUAAUGAAGAGUGAAAGAAACCAAAGCUUUGGCCUUCUCAGUUCAUUGGCUGGUGCAAACUGUAACAUUGGGUCAACUGAGAACCAUCACACCGAACCUCAUUUGCCUGUAGAAGAUGGGACUGAAUGCUGCUUUGACCAUCAAGACAGUGCUUCUAACACAACUGACUCCCAGGUUGAUAGCAUUGUAGACCCCAUGCUAGAUCUGGAUAUCCAAGAGUUAGCCAGUCUCACUACUGGAGGAGGAGAUCUGGAAAAUUUUGAACGACUAUUUUCAAAGCUAAAAGAAAUGAAAGACAAAGCAGCAACUUUGCCUCAUGAACAAAGAAAAUUGCACGCAGAAAAGGUGGCCAAAGCAUUCUGGAUGGCAAUUGGUGGAGACAGAGAUGAGAUUGAAGGCAUUUCUUCUGAUGAAGAAAACUGAGCUUCUUGUGUCUGGUUAGCCAAGAUGGUAACAACACACAUUAGUUGUGUUAAGGGAUGUCAGGAGCUUGGGACACUGCAGGGGUGAGAGAAGACAGACGCAGUUGUUAGCCAUGUCUCGCCCAAAAAAGAGUUCCUCCCCAUCCUUGCUGUUGGGGAGCAAUGGAGAUGGAACAGAUGAUUGCAAUUCCUUUGGGGACAUUUAGGGUCAUUAGGAAGUAGCCAAAGCACUGUUAUAACUGUUAGGUCACCUAGGGCCUUCCCUCCAAGGCACCUUCCUUGGACGUGGAAACCCAGAGAGGCAAGCUGAGCUGUGCCCAGGAUUCAGGUGCUUCCUACUAGACAGACUCUGGUCUUAUAGCUCUCAUUUCUCAUACCAUACUGAUACAUGCUGUUGGGGAAGCUGGGAGGGGGCCCAACCUGACAAGUUCUGCCCCUGAGAAUACACCACACCUGCCACAGUGACCAGAGUGGGAAGUCCCUCCCUGCUGUGGCUCAAGCUCUCAGCCUCCCACUAACUCUCGGCUAUUCCCAGACUUCCCUCCUUUUAUUCUCAUUCUUCAUGUACACACCACAACUGCCUUUGCUUUGACAUUCCUGCACUCACCACACCCAGGCUGUUUUCCAGCUACCUUCAGGCCACAUAUACUUGUGUUCUGUCUACUUCCUGACCCCCUUGUCAUUCCCCAUGGAAUUGCAAUCACCCUCUUCCUUCCACUUCUGGGAUGGUGAGGAGUGGAGGAGAAACCAUCCCAUACAAAGGACGACUGUCUCUGUCCUCCCCUCUUAGCUCCACAGCAGCUGAAGCCCUGACACUUCCUGGAUGGACCCUGUUUUGUUCUGCUGAGAUUCCCAUCAUCAUGUUGACCAUUUAGCCAGUAUAAAGGGUUGAUUGUUGGUCUUAAUAGUAGUUUACAGAAGGCUCUUUUCUCUCAGAGUGUAUUAUAAAGGAAUGAAGAGUAUGACAAUUAGAAGUGAGCUUCCUCCAGAUUUACUUUUUGUUCUAGAGGAAUGGGAAUUAGCAACAAAAGCUCUUGCCCAUGUGAAUGAAUCAAGGCACUGUGGGCUAUCCAUUCUGUCAUAGCAACAAUUCCUGUAUUUCUAUUCAGUUACCAUUGUUCUUGAGUUUAUACUGUCACUCCCAGGACUUUAUCUCCUCUCACUUUUCAGCUGGUUUUCAAGAACCAAGCUUACCUGAGCCAUGAUGUCUUUCUUCCUUUUGUGAGGUGAGAAAAAGAAAGAGGCUGCAUAUUACACGGGUAAUUAAAUAUAAGGCAGCCCUGACCUUCCUAAGUGGCACAUGGCUUAAUCUCUAAUUGCAAAUUUACAGAAAUGCCUGCCUUUUAAAUGUUUUACUCCUUGUGACUAAGCUCAUUCCAGAAAGCCUACCUUGGACAGAGUAGAUUUUAUUAUUGCAGAAAAUGAGGCAGAGUUUCAUUAAAUACCCAAGGAAGAAAUAACCUUCACUACUGUUGUGUUUUUGCAAGAGAGAGAGACAGCCUUCUUAAGUUUCUUUAUGAGAAAAGAGCAUGGGAGCGAUGUUUUGAAUGUAGUUGCCCCAGUACCAUCAGAGAGAUAAAAUGGAACAACAAAAAGUAUUUUAGUAUUGCCUCAUGCAGAUUGUUUCCUAGCUACUGAUGAUAUCCAGAUUAAUGUUAUCAUCCCCUAUAUGCUUACAAACAGGUGAGGUAUCCCAUUCUUUCUGGCUAAGAACCAAACUAAGAUGUAAAGUAGUGACAGUGAACGGUAUAGAGGGUAGUGUUAGGAAACCAAGUUGUAACAAAUUCAUAAGCAGUGUGACCACAGGGCCUUGACAUUUCCUAUGAACCUCCCAUAAAUAGCAGCUCUUAGUGCCCUUGUGGUUUUUAUCUUGUGAAAAAGGCCAAUAUGUACCUUUGAAUGGAACAGUACUGAAGGGAAAUCUCCCAAAGAAAUAGCAGAGAGAGUUCAUGAAAAUUGUUUUUUAAAAGGCUGCUUUUGUGAGUUAUUCUCAGCAUGAGAGAAUAGUGGGUCUCACAGGCUACAAGGUGGACUUAAAGGAGCAGAGAUUUGCUGGCAGUCAUUGCCCAGAUUACCAGGCUUAUCAUAGGAGGUCUAGGCCUGAGACAAUUCCAGAGGUGAACACUACCUGCCACGUACAGGAAACCUAGGCUUGCUCACACACAGGAACAAGUGUGACCCUCACACACCCUCUUACAUGUUCUACAGAAACUGGAAUGAGGGAGCAGUAAGAACAGGACAGCCCAAGCUCACAAGGCUGUCCAUAGCAUCAUUCUGCCAACCACAGAAGAGACUGGGAUGCUCUCAGUGAUAAGAUGACUUUUUUAGCUAUCCAGUUAAGAACACUGGCAAAGUCCUGUAGGAAGCUAGGAGAGGAAGUUGGAAAUCUUUUUUCCCCUUACCGUCGUAAAGGGCAUUAGGGAAACAAUAAACUCAUGUGUAUUAGGGAAAACAGAUUGGAAAAAGCUGUGAACUUGAUUUUGAAAAUUAAACAAGGCUGAAUUGAUGAAAA
Messenger RNA from Dromiciops gliroides (monito del monte), 3609 nucleotides. It is a transcript of the gene AAGAB, whose product is annotated as alpha and gamma adaptin binding protein. The record is from RefSeq and is a predicted model, not a curated record. Bases 154 to 1098 code for a protein of 314 amino acids. Lineage: Eukaryota; Metazoa; Chordata; Mammalia; Microbiotheria; Microbiotheriidae. The transcript has 10 exons.